Molecule: messenger RNA, 2513 nt
Organism: Apis laboriosa (Himalayan honeybee)
Lineage: Eukaryota; Metazoa; Arthropoda; Insecta; Hymenoptera; Apidae
Gene: Atf6
Product: cyclic AMP-dependent transcription factor ATF-6 alpha
Exons: 8
Coding region: 108-2453 (781 amino acids)
Biological process (GO): regulation of transcription by RNA polymerase II; endoplasmic reticulum unfolded protein response
Cellular component (GO): nucleus
Molecular function (GO): DNA-binding transcription factor activity, RNA polymerase II-specific; RNA polymerase II cis-regulatory region sequence-specific DNA binding
Source: RefSeq, a predicted model, not a curated record
CGGCAAAAACAAUUUCAUAUUGUUCAAGAUAAAAAAUAUUAAUGUUUAAUUAAUAAUAGAUUUAUAGAUUAUUAAUAUUUUUGUUUAAAUAAAGAAAGUUAUAAACAAUGUUGAUAAAUCAGAAUAGCACGGAAUCUGAGAUUCAACAAACAUUUUCAGAUUUUGAGGUUAUGGAUGAUUUAUUUCAAACUUUAAGUUCUGAAUUAGGUAUUCCUGUAUUAUUUGAUGAUGAAAUAUCUCAAAAAAUAGAUAAUAAUGUUGAUAAUCAAAUUAUAAAAAAUACAUAUAUAGGAGAAUCAUCAAAUAAUUUUGAAGAAUCAAAUAUUUCACAACAAAAUUUAGAUUUACAUGUAGCUAAUGAUGUAAAAAUGGAAAUUAAAUUGGAAUCUGCAAAUUCUUAUGGACAAUCUUUAUCUCCUACACCAAAUCAAUAUAAAUUUAAUAGAUUAGAAUCUCAAGUUGAAAGAAAUUCUACUGCUUCUCUUUGUGAUUUUAAGACAAUUUUAGAAACACCACCCAUUUCUCCUUCACAAAAUAUAUCCCCACCUAUAUCACCACAAUCAAUUUCAAAUGUAACUAUUGCAAAUCAAAUAAAACUUAUGCCUCUUAAAUCACAAGAUACAAAAGAAACAAAAUUUAUUCUUUCUGAAAAAAAUUUUGCUAAACGUGUUUGGAUUCAACCAAAAAAUAAUAUUCAACUUAUCACUGAUGCACAGCCUCAAAAUGCUAUAUUUUUUAAUACACAAAAUUUUGUUGCACUCACUCAAAAAAUUAAACAAAAUUAUAUAUCAUAUCCUUAUAUGACACAUACAACUAAUACAAAUAAUAAACGAACUUCAGUACAAUUUCCAUCAAUACAGAUAAAAACGGAAACAAAUAAAAUUCAAUUACCACAAGAAAAUCAUGUAAAAAUUAUGGAUAGUGUAAACAACAUAUAUACAUCAGAAACAAAUCAAGAUGUAAAUAUGAUUGAUACACCUUUGGUUCUUAACAAUGAAGAAAUUGGACACUCUUCUGUAAUUAUAAAAAAAGAUUCAGCUGUGUCUAGACCAGUAGUAAUUAAAACAGAAAAUUCAAAUUAUACUCCAAUUGUUAUAAAAAAUGAAAUACAAGAUGUUAAUUUUAUUGGACGACAGGAAUGUGAAAUAAAAGCAUUGAAAAGACAACAAAGAAUGAUAAAAAAUAGAGAAUCAGCUUGUCUAUCACGAAAAAAAAAGAAAGAAUAUGUCUCUUCAUUAGAAAAACGAAUUCAUGAAUUACAACAAGAAAAUAAACAAUUAAAAAUGGAAAAUACAACUUUAAAACAAAAACUUUCAUCAUUGGAACAUACAAAUACUAAUAAUAAACUUAAAAAUCUAAAUCUCAAUGCUAAUAAAAAGAAUGUUGCUAUUCUCUUAGGAAUGAUUUUUAUGGUAUCUUUAAAUGUUAAUGGUUUUAAAGAUAUAUUUUUACAAAGUAAUCAGUUGGAUAUAUUACCUACUGACAUUCCAAUCAGCACACAUUAUGCAAAACAUGGAAGAACAUUACUUUGGUCAUCUAAAGAUCAAACUCGACAAGAAGAUGAAGAUAAUUUUCGUAAAAAUAUAUCAAUUCCACAACCGAUGUGUCUGAUGCAUAUUAAUCAAAGUGAAUCAAUUCGUUUAGAUUAUGAACUGAGACAAUGGAUUGGUGGAAAAUCUUAUCAAUAUAAUUGGACUACAUUAAAAAAAGCAACAUUACAUACAAAAUUUAUAGGAAAGUUUUUAUCAUCUUCUCAUACAAUGAAAGCUAAAAUUAAACAUAACAUAUCAGAAGAAAAUAAACAUGAAAUAUUUCAAAAGAUAACUGACUCAUCAAUAUUAAAUGCAGUAGAAAUAUUUUCUCCAAUAAUAAAAGAACAUGCUUCUUUAUUCGAAGCCUUAGGAAGGAGAGAUGAUACCUUUUAUGUAGUUUGGUUUGGUGGAGAACAUUUGCUUUUGCCAGCUUCAAGUAAAAAUAGUACAGGCAGACCGAGAAUGUCAUUAAUUCUUCCUACACUUUCUAUGAAUGAAACAUUUUCAACGCCUCCAAAACAUAUAACUAUGAUGCAAAUUGAUUGUGAAGUUACUAAUACCCAAUUAUUACAUUUACAACAAUCAAUCAUACCUGAUCAUUUAAAAAAUAUUAAUAAAACUGAAAAUCAUACACAUCAAUCAGAUGAUGAAUCAGAUGCAGUAACAGCAAAUGUAACUAAAAAUUACAAACCAUAUUUUAUUAAAGAAAGUAAUCACAAAAUGUUUCAUAAAAAAAAUUUAAAAGAUAUAUAUGUUAAUAAAGAUAGUAAAAAUUAUAAUAAGUCAAUUGCUUAUAUCUUAAAACAGAAAUUUAUUUCUGAAUUCGAUUUAGAAGAAGUAAAAACUGAAUUGCUCAAAGAUCUAAAAAAAACAGAUUCUAGUACAAAAUUUAUGCCUUCGAAAAAAAAUGAAAGUGAAUAAUAGUUAUAGUAUUUAAAAAAGAAAUUUGUAUUUUUAACAAUAAAAAAUAUAUACAUAUAU